This is a messenger RNA of Drechmeria coniospora, 2022 nucleotides long. Its product is annotated as zinc finger domain-containing protein. The transcript has 4 exons. The coding region runs from base 1 to 2022 and encodes 673 amino acids. Lineage: Eukaryota; Fungi; Ascomycota; Sordariomycetes; Hypocreales; Ophiocordycipitaceae. The record is from RefSeq and is a predicted model, not a curated record.
AUGGAUUCCAACACAUAUGCAUCAGUCAAGAUCACCCUGAAUGGAUGCAUAACCGCACCUUCAUGGGUCAAGGAGCCCUUUUCUUUUCUUUUCCUUUUUGCUCCAUUUCUGCUUCUGCUGCCAUCUAUCGACCAAGUUGUGUCUCUGGCCAAUGCUCAACCUGGCGCGUGGUAUCGGCUCGUCAACCUGCAACGGGACCGCAGCGAUUGGGGUCAUCUACCGAUACGAAUAGGCACAUCGCGAAAGCAAAGCGGCACCUGCCCAAUCCACAGGUCCGGAUAUGAACGGGGUGCUAUGCUGGCCGUUGUGCCGCAUUUGCUUCCUUCCACCCUCGCGCUUAGCCGGCCGCAUCAGGAUCGAGAGUUCGAACCAGGGGAAAUUCCCCAGGAUAGGCUUGCGAAAGAUCGCCUGCAUUCGAACCAAGCUCGCGACUACAGCUACCCUCCGCCAGGCAUGGCCUCGAAUGCCCCAAGCAUCUUUUCUUUCCCUCCCAUAGACCCGUCAGUGGACCUUCUGAAUGGAUCGUCAUGGGCUUCAAAUGGUGAAGGACAGAGCUUUCCAGAUUUUCCGGACACUGCAUCACCCAACGUGGGCGAUGUGGAGGAAUGCCUCUUCACAUCAGGCCAGACCACUCCCAGAGGAACCAGGACGGACCGACCCAAGAGUGCAGAGGCCAUUUGGACUGCUUCCAGGACCGGCUCGGUUGCCACGACCAUGGCUCAAGCCAUGUCGAGGGCGAACUCGAGCAGGUCCAGCACUACAGUUCUUUCGCAGAAUUCACACAUGUCUGCCGCGGAUGACGCAGCCGCGUUCCAAAAUGGAUCCCACUCAACACCCCCCAUGGCUGGAAUGGACUCGUGCCUGCUGCUCGUCGCCGAUGCCGGUGGACCCAACCACCUGUAUUGGCCCGACUACAGCAUCGACGUAGGCCUGAAUGCAAACCACCAGGGCGUGUACCAUCUUCCAGGUGCUGACCCGCUACACAUGGCUCCUGCCCACAUGCAUCUUGGCCCUGAAGUCGGGUUGCCAGAUGCAUCAUCUCCUUCUUCGUGGGACUGCUUUUCUAGCUCCAUUUCUCGAACUUCUUCUCCUGCCACCAUUGAUGAGACCUGGAUGCCCGCUCCCCUGAGCUCCCGUUCUUCUCCCGACAUCAAAUGCCAGUCGCCAAGCUCCGAGAGGAAGUUGACGUUGAUCCCGGAAUACGACAACAUAUCCGCAAAUCCCAUGGAUGACUCGAUUGGCCUUACGCAGAAGCUUGGACCGCGCCGACCAAGCAACGUCAGCGAUUCCGCGAGGGAUCAUGUUCUCUACAAGAGCGCUGCCCCUGGGCCCGACGGCUUCUUCCACUGCCCUUGGGAAGGCCAGGCAAACUGCAACCACAAGGCCGAGAAGCUCAAGUGCAACUAUGACAAAUUCGUCGACUCGCAUCUCAAGCCCUACCGUUGCAAGGCGAUCACCUGCGAGGGAGCGCGAUUCUCUUCCACCGCUUGCCUCCUUCGUCACGAGCGCGAAGCGCAUGGGCUCCACGGCCACGGCGAAAAGCCGUUCCUCUGCAUCUACGAUGGCUGUGAGCGUGCCAUGCAUGGCAACGGAUUCCCCCGCCAGUGGAACCUGAGGGACCACAUGAAGCGCGUACACAAUGACCACGGAAUUUCCAGCGGCUCCCCGCCGGCAGCCGCAGUUCCUGUCAGCCAGCCAGUCAAUGGGAGCCGCAAGCGGAAGCUGGAUGCCCCGGAACAGCAGGUCUCCGCCAGCCGCAAGACGGUGGUGAAACCUGUUCCGAUGGUGGAGCAGGUACGCAACACGACCCGACCGCUUCUCGAUCAGUGGCUCGACCAUCGGCGGGCUGUGGAGGAUGCCAUUCGAGGACUGAACAAGCCCGGGGAUUCCCGGAAUCUGCGACACAUCACCAGGGUGCAGAAGCAUCUGUCUGCCAUGGCCAAGAUGACUGCCGACAACGGCGACAUGCCGAAAGCCGAUACUACGCCAGUGGCUCCCCGACGGAGUUAUGCCUCUGGCUGA